AUGAUUCCUUUUUCGAUCGAUAGGGUUUACGCCCAAGUUGGCGUUGUACUAUUUUUCGUCCGAUAGAAUUCGAUUGUCGUUGUAAAACAAAGCUUAUGUUUAUUUUUAAUGCAUAACUUGAUACUAUCUAAAAUGAUUUUUUUUUAUACCUUGUGCUAAUUUAGAAUCACUAUUUACUUGUAUUACACCAAAACUUUCAAGAACUUUUCUUGUUAAUCUGUAAUGUGGAUUGGAAAAAAGAAAUGAUGAGUACUUAGACGGGCAUGCGCCGCCAUCGGACGCGGCACAGAGAUCUACUCGAGCUCGCUGCAAACGUCGGAAGUUCUGCCACAUGAAAUAACGUCGAAGUCGUAUUUCGCUACUGAAGUCAACUACUUUAUUUCCCUUUAAAAACUUAAACAUUCAACUAGGAUUUACCUUCAUGACACGGUUAUUAAAUUUCUGAUUGCGAUAAAUUUACCCUUAUAAAAUUGGUGUUGUUGAAAGACUUUUAAAAACUUUAUUACUACGGAUUUCGUGUAUUCGAAAAUAAGUUAAACUCUCAAAAUUCAUAAGUUAUAUUAUCAAUUAUUGUGAUUAUUAGAGCAACUAUUAUUUUAGAUGUUUUAGACGUGUCGUAACAAUACGUAUUAUCGUAGUAAUUUAUUAAGUUUUUAUUUCGUAUCUAUAAAGUUCGUAUAAAGUGAAACUAAAUGGAUUGCAGUUACAAAAUAUUCCGGUAAAACGAAGAAGAUCGCUCAGAUAGUAAAGAUGUGACUAUAACCUUUUGAAGGAUGCUUCACGCUAGCGAACCUACGAUUGAAAAUGAAGUCCAAAAUCCAUAUUCCUGCACAUCAGCACAUUGUAUUCAGAAUGACUCGCAAAUAUCCAACGAAUCAUUCUAUUAUAAUUACACUUGGCCUCAAGAAAUGGCUUGCGUAUUUGAAACGACAUCUGAGGACUUUCUCACGUCAUCACUGUUUCAAACAUGUGUAUAUUUUAUGUACAGCGCUGUAUUUCUUGUGGCUCUUUUGGGCAAUGGAUUAGUAUGUUUCGUAGUACAUACAACGCCACGAAUGAAGACUGUAACUAACUUCUUUAUAGUGAACUUGGCAGUAGGUGAUAUACUAAUGACGUUAUUCUGUAUUCCGUUUUCUUUUGUGUCUAUGCUAGUGUUGAGAUAUUGGCCUUUUGGUGCAGUGAUGUGUAAAGUGGUGAACUAUUCACAGGCAGUGUCAGUAUUUGUGAGUGCUUAUACUUUACUUGCAAUCUCGAUUGAUCGAUAUAUGGCCAUUAUGAGACCGUUAAAACCUCGGUUAGGGAAGGCAGCUGCCAAAAUGGUUGUGGCUGUAGUAUGGGUUGGCGCUUUAGCUACAGCUGCGCCUAUACCUAUAGUUUCUCAGUUACAACGACCUUCACCUUGGCAUGAGGCUUGUGAAUUAGAUAUAUGUGGCGAACAUUGGGCCAAUGCAGAACAAAGUGAGCAAUAUACAUGCGCGCUGCUUGCGCUUCAGUUCGCGCUGCCGCUAAGCGCUCUCGUGUGCACGUACGCGCGCAUAGCGCACGUCGUGUGGGGCGGCCGUCCACCUGGAGAGGCGCAGACUGUACGCGACUCGCGCAUGCAAAGUUCUAAACGAAAGAUGAUUAAAAUGAUGGUGACGGUAGUUGCAGUAUUUACAAUCUGUUGGCUACCAUUAAAUGUUUUUAUAGUGCUUUGGACAGUACACGAGAGUGAUGAUGAAUGGACGGCGUGGCCUGGCAUGCCGUACGUGUGGUUCGCGAGCCACUGGCUGGCGAUGUCGCACUCGUGCUACAACCCCAUCAUAUACUGUUACAUGAACGCGCGCUAUCGACGUGGGUUUAAACAGGUUCUUGGUGGAUGGCUGUGCUUAAAACUCAAUGACUCAGGUCGAUCAUAUCAGCGAUCAAGUGUUUGCGAAGGUGUGCCUCUGUCUGAAAUGAUGGGCGUGAAUGGAAAUACAACAAUAACACGACGAACCGUGGUCGGAUGCAAGUGCCGGCUUGUUCGAAAUGCAAACGGAAUCAACAGCACCUCCACUAAGUGUCCAAACUGCGCUUCACUACGGCAAGUAAAGUUGCUUUCGCCCUCAAGUGUCACUGCGCCAUCAGCACCAGCCCGGGCCCUCUCUGUACGCUCACAUUUCUCCUAAUUAUCCAGACUGUUUAUAUUGUAAUGUGUGACUUUCGGAAUUAUACAGGGCAAACGGAUGUGGACAAAUACGUGUGACAUCAUUGCAUAGUAAGACAAAUGAGCGGUAAGCUGUGAUAAGCACAUUAAAAAUAUAAUCAGUGUUUUAUAUAUUCCAUGGCGCGUACCCGGAGCGUCGCAUAAAUUUCCGUAAAAAAUAAUGUGUUAUUAUUAUGUACUCCGAUCAUGAGUACGAAUAUAUUCCCUCUCGUGUAACAGAAUCGAAGCCUCAUUGCGCUCAGGCAAAAUAAUGUAUUAUUGUUCUACGUGACUUGGUAAAUUAUAUGUUAAUGAAAUAUACUUACGGUUAAUUUCAUAUCUUAUAUUAAUUUCUAAACUGUUCUUGUUUUAAUCGAUAUCAUAAUUUAUUGAAAGUUAUGAUAUCGAAUAUAAGAAUAGAAAAUAUUAUUUUAAUACUAGUUCUUAAGAUUGUUUUAUGUAAAUCUGUGGCACAUGUAUUAACAGUCAUUUUAUUUAUUUCUAUGACCAAGUCUAAUCAAAAAGCUAAAUCGAUGCAGUCAAGAGAGAGGUAAUAUAGUAAAUAAAGAAAAUUAUAAACAUCCGUUUACGAGAGCGUUCUGUAAAUGAAAGUAAUCAUUUUUCCUAAAGGAACACGAGUCGAAGUCUAAAAAAUAUUAUUUCCUUCCGGAUUAAUUUGACAACUCAACGGGCCACUUACUAUGGCUCUCUCAUUUUUUUAUUGUUUUCGAUUAUGUAUUUCUUCUGAAAAAUGUUUAAUUUUACUAAUAGCAUACUCUGUUAAAAUAUUAAUAAUGAUGUCAAUUUUAUGGUUUAUUAAAGAUGGAAAUUAACUCGAUCAUUUAGGUAAACUGUAAUAAUUUAUUUGGGUUGUCUCAACGUUUCGAUCACCGACAUGUAUGCAUAAUAUAAAGAAAUGAAAAUCAACAAAACUACCUAUAUAACCAAUGAUCAUCACAUAUAGCAGUAAAUACUACAUUAUCGGAAUAUGGUGUAAUUAAAAGACAGCUCGUUAACUUAUAAGGGUUAAAGCUACUUACAUCUUUACGCUAGUAAAUCCAUUUUUUUUCUUAUUUUACAUAACGAACUAACUUGACAGAUAUGUUUAUACUAUGUUUAUACUCUUUCCUAUGACAGUUUUGUCAAAGGAAAGAGUAACAAAUUUAAACAUUUUUAAAUUUGUUACUCUUUCCGGACAAAUUUUUUAGUUUUUUUUUUAAUAAUAUUUAUUAGAUUUCAACGAAUAUUUGACAUAGCCGAAUUGCUACAGCCGUUCAAGAGUUUUUUAUUUAUCGAUUAACACAAAAAAAUAUAUGCCAAAAGUGCCAAUUCUUAUUAUAAUAAACUCAUUUUAUUUAGCGUGGAUGGAAGCCUUCAGUUACUCUACAUAUGUUAUAAAUAAAAAAAUAUACAAAGAUAUUUGCAUGUUUGUUACUUCAUUUAUGUUAAAGCGACAGAAUGUAUUUGAUGAAAUUUGGUACUCAUAUAAAUGAAUCAUAUUCCUAUAUUAACACGUAGAAUAGAGGACUUCUUUAUUAUAAUUCACGAGGGCAACGUUCGGGUUACACCUUUUUCUUUGUCGCGUUUUCAGAAUCGUGAUCACAUGAGGUCGUUACUUUUUGUACCACUUUCUUCAAGCCAUGUGAUUUAUGGCUAUACGAAGACAUUUUUAAUAUAACUUGAAAUGUUGAAUAAGCUGACAGUCUACCUGAUGAAAAAUGCUAGCUGCCUGUAUACUAGAAAAGCACUGUAGGAUUUAUAGGAUAUUCUGUGACUCCCUUUCACUCGUGAGAAUACGAUGAGACAUAUAUAUUAGCCGAAGUGAAUUAGAAUAUUUUUCUGUAUUUUAUUAUUUAUAUGGCUUCACUAUUUUGUAAUAUUUUCACAAUUAAGUUUGUCUCUUUGUAUUUAUUGUGUUGACUAACUAUAUAUAAUUACGAGUAAAAAGUUAUUUAACUAUUUCUAUACCUACACUUGCUCGUUGGUGACGAAAUGUUAAAUGUAACUGCCGUUGAUUUUUGGUGUGAUUUUAUUAUAUGGCAAGAGUUCAGUUAGCAGCUAAUAGAUCAGAUAACUGCUUAAAUGGACUGAUCCAUUACCAAAUUACUAGAUGAUUAGCUUGCAUCCAAAUGCAAAAGACCAAUCUUUUGUGUGUUUAUUAUGCUCACGGUCAUCUUUUCUAAUCACGCAGGCACUUACCAUGAAAAUUAAUCCGAAAUGUAAAAGAAUAAAUGAAUAAAUUGGACCAUUUAUAUACCAUAUUGUAUAUAAACUUUUCAACACUCAGUUUUCGAACCCGGUUUUAAUAUAAACGUAUUGCAUCUUACGCACGUGUUACAAUAGAGCCCCAGCUAUCAUUAGACUGCCCUAUUCUGUGGUUUGUUUAAAAUCAAAUUGUUAAAUGGGUUGACAAAUCGUGCAUUAGGAAUAUGUUACAAUUGGUUAUAUUUGAUAGCACAACCUUUUAGCCUUGGUCCUAGAAAUAUCCUUUUUAAAUACACUCAGCACAAAAAGUCAAUGAACACAUGUAGAUUUCUAAAUCUGCUAAAUUUCGCUACAUACACAAGACUGCCAAAAUUUAAAUUACAGUCCAAUGUAUAUAGUAAAAAGUUAAAAUUAGCUAAAUAUAUACAACGAAUUAUAUACAGUACUGUGUAUAAGGAUUCUAAUUUUUUUUUAUGUGUCCAUCGACUCAACGAUAUAAUCAAAACUUGGAAAGAUAAAAACUUAUAUACGAGUUGCUUAAUAUAUUUUAUCAUUUAUGUAAAAAUGUCAUAAGAAAUAUAUAAUAUUAUGUUAUUUAAUAGUGAAAUAUCAUUUAUACAAAAUUUUAAAAGUAAAAAAAAAAGUAUUCCUAUAAGACUAUUUCAUAUCAGAAGAAAUAUAGGAAUAUGCUGUUAAAUGCAUGCUGUACAUUUAUACAUGUAGUUCAAUAGUAUUUGUAAAAAUAAAAAUUUGUAACAAUGUUCAAUGUUACUUUAGUAGUCUUGGGUCAAGUACUGAGAUGCAUCUUCUAUUAACAUGAUUAUUUUAUUAAGAACUUAACAUUAUUUCAAAAUCGUAAAGUAAUACUUCUGUACUUUAUAUAUUAUUUAUUAGAAUAAAUACAGAAUUUAUUUUCAGUGAAAUAUUGGCUUGUACCCAAUGACAAGCGGAAUUUCGACUUUAUUGUGCGGGAUUAAAAUGGGAAAUAUGAAGAUUGAUCGACUUCCGAUCUAUAUACGUGAAUGUUAUUAUCCCGAGAUAUUAUUGUGUAAAAUACAUGUUGUUAGAUAUCAAAAUGUUAAAUAAAUUACUGUUAAUAUUACAGAAUCACAGGAUGCUUUUCUGGGCCCUAAUUUUGCUAUUGUUAUUACAAUAUCAUCAUCAUCAUCAUUUAUCGUCGUUCAACUGAAUAUUUAUGUUAGUGUUUAAGAUCUACAAAGUGACAGUUCAUUUUGGUAACUAAAUUCUAUAAACGUGAAAAUGCUUUCAAUGCCUUCAUGCUUUCAAGUAUUUAUGUAGUUUUAUGGGUUGAAGUUGAAUUCACUUUAAGUGCACUAAAUAUAUUAGAAAGCGUCAGUGUUAUAUCGAAAAUUAUUUAUAUUCAAUUAUUUUUGAAGCAGAUAGGUUUACUAACCUAAUCUAGUUAUAGUAUUCAGUUAUAGUUUUUUUUUGGAAUACUUGUAAAGUAUAUAUCUAUGAAUGUUUUGUUUUCUUAUAGUAUUAUUGUUAAUAUUAAAAGUACAAUGAAAUAACUUGUAAUUAACCACAAUUAGGGCCCUAGAGAUUUGCAUGUUUAUGUUUAGAAUUUCAUGCCAGUAAGUAUGUACUUAUUAAA
Galleria mellonella (greater wax moth) is the source of this 5987-nucleotide messenger RNA. It is a transcript of the gene NGR-A22, whose product is annotated as RYamide receptor-like. Gene Ontology annotation, cellular component: membrane. Gene Ontology annotation, molecular function: neuropeptide Y receptor activity. Gene Ontology annotation, biological process: neuropeptide signaling pathway. Bases 774 to 2150 code for a protein of 458 amino acids. The transcript has 7 exons. The record is from RefSeq and is a predicted model, not a curated record. NCBI's taxonomy places the organism in Eukaryota, Metazoa, Arthropoda, Insecta, Lepidoptera, Pyralidae.